CUUGAUCAAAUUCUGUCGACCACUCGUUAACAGGUCAAGAUUCUCGCUGAAAGAAGUCUCGCGGCUCGAGAAUUUACUACAGUCAGAGUAAGCUGACAGAGGCAGAAAAAGAAACACGAACAGAGGAGAAGCAUCGAAGAAGAGAAGGGAUGAGGCUUGAACUCUGCAGACUUUAACUUCGUAUGCUUUUGGCUUGGACGGUCAGUGCGCGCGGAACGCAACGCUCGAAAGCUCGCAACAAGCGGGAAUUAAUAGACGAAUUAACGUUAAAUGAGUAAAAGACAAUGGUCACCAGAUCAGAAGAUUCGUACCCGGAGAUCACUGAAUCCGAAGCAAAGGAAAAAGACAGGGGAAAAACCAUCGGCUUUGGCAGAUUAUUUCUAAAGUUCCUAGCUAUUUAUUGGCGAUCAUUCAUCGUGAUAAUAUGGCCAUUAAUUCUGAUCCCGAUACUGACGCUCGAGAGUGAAAAGCAGCCCCUUGCAAUGAAAUGUUUAUACGUCGUCGCGUUGAUGGCGAUGUUCUGGGUGACCGAGGUUCUGCCAUUGCCUGUAACAGGCAUGAUUCCGGUGGUCCUGUAUCCGCUGAUGGGCAUCAUGUCUACCAAUGAUACCUGCCUAUGUUAUAUGAACGAUACUACGAUGAUGUUUCUAGGCAGUUUGGUGAUCGCGGUGGUAAUUGAGAACUCCGGUUUGCAUAUGCGAAUGGCGUUAUUCAUCAUUAAGAUCAUCGGUUGUAGUCAUCGAAGGCUAACGUUAGGCCUCUUCUUCGUAACAAUGUUUAUCUCAAUGUGGAUAUCGAACACUGCCGCCACAGCCAUGAUGAUACCCAUAAUGGAAACAGUUCUAAUAGAACUAGAAGCGCAAGGACUCGGGAAUAUGUUCGUCCAGAUAGAGGAAGCGACUGAGGAGGAGAGCGCGGAAACGAAUAAAAGGCCGACGCACAGCACUAUGGUGUAUUAUCUUGUUGCGGCCUAUGCGUCCAGUCUAGGUGGCAUUGGUACUAUUGUUGGCAGCGGUACCAAUUUAACAUUAAAAGGCUUUCUGGAGAAACGCUUUCCUGAUAGUCCCGGCAUAAAUUUUGCGUCCUGGAUGCUAUACUCAGUGCCGCCCAUGUUGCUAAUGAGCUUCGUCACAUGGUUAUGGCUGCAGGUGAUGUACAUGGGUCUCUUCAAACCGGAGAGCAAGGAUGCUCGUGCCAUAGACAUCGGUCGGCAAGGCGAGCGUGUUGCAGCAGCCGUCAUCGAGAAAAAAUACAAGGAAUUAGGACCGAUCACAUGGCACGAAUCCUCGGUGGGUGUUUUAUUUAUCCUCGUAGUGCUCCUGUGGUUCUUCAGGAAUCCCGGAUUCAUGCCGGGCUGGGCUGCUUAUGUUACAAAUUUAUCGAUCAAGGAUUCAACCGCCGCCAUAUGCGUGACAAUAUUGUUCUUUAUCAUUCCAUCGAAACUCGAUUUUCUACACGCAUUCGAUAAAAAUUCACGCAAACGGCCCACGAAACCGUCACCCGGUCUAAUAACAUGGAAGAUGAUCAACCAGAAGAUGCAUUGGAGUCUGAUAUUCGUGCUGGGUGGCGGAUUUGCCAUCUCUGCAGGUAGUACUACAUCGGGUUUAUCGGCCAUGCUCGGUCAAUCCUUGAUCGGUCUACAGAAAAUCAAUGUGGUAGCGAUAUUGUUGAUCGUCUGCUUCUUCGCUGAGAACGUGACGGAAUUGACGGCUAAUGUGGCCGUCGCAAAUAUUAUACUGCCAGUCUUAGCGGAAAUGUGUGUGGCUAUUAAAAUACAUCCUUUGUACCUGAUGCUACCGGCGGCUAUCUGCUGCUCGUUCUCGUUUCAUUUACCGGUAGGUACUCCGCCGAAUGCAAUUGCCAGCGCAGCGGGUCAUAUAAAGACAAGGGACUUUAUGAUUGCCGGUAUCGGACCUAGCAUCGUCACACUCAUCGUCACUGUGGGGGCGUUCUCCACAUGGGGCACAUAUGUAUUCAAUCUGUCCGAGUUCCCCGAGUGGGCAACAUAGCAGUACUCGUCAGUAUAGUCUCUUGAUAUUUAUUUGCGCUUUGUGCUUCACGCCGAACGCACGUCCUCCACAACGGCAAGAGUACUAUUCGUACUGACGAUAUUCUCAUCUCAUUUGGAAAAGAUUUGGUCUCUCUAUAAUUGAUAUUUUCUUACAAAUUCCAAAGAUAUCUGACGCUUUAAAGGAUAAGCUCGCACAAUCGCAAGAAUCUUAACUUCCAUGGGAAGAAUAGACUGGAUCAUACUGUGUAUAUAUAUAAAAGCGAAAAUUAUCGUUGAAUAUGAUAAGAAAAUAACUAUAUAUUAGAUACUAUAUAUAGAUAACUAUACAUAAAAUAUAUUCUCAGAAUAAUUUCGCUAGCAGAAUGAUAUUAUUUUUAUAUGAAAUAUACAGAGUGGAGUAACUCUUGGACCAGUAACUCUCACCUCGAAUAUCUUCGAGUCUAGAACAGUUACGAAAAAUUUUUUCCUACAAAAGUUUUAUAAUUUCAAAGGGGCGAUCGAAUAGUGAUUUUUAUUAAUAUUAAUAUUAAUAUGUUAUUAAUAUUAAUUUAUAUUAUUAUUAAUUUAUUAAUAUUUUAAUAUAUUAAAAAUAAUUUAUAUUAUUUAAUAUUAGUUAUUUUUUUAUAAAUUUUUUAUGAUCAAUAUAUUAAUCGACAGUCUUGUAAUUUACCUUGCUAACGUUUUUUGAGUUCCUCUAUUGAAUUACGAAAAAAAAUAAUAAUCCGAUUUGAAAAAGUAGAGUUGACCUUGAGAUCUCCGAAGCGCCGCCACCCCAACGAACUAUGUUACCAUCACUCGAUGACUCCUUUGAAACUAUGAAACUUUUGUACGAAAAAAUUUUUCGCGACUAUUCUAGACUCGAAGAUAUUCGAGGUGGCAAGAGUUACUGGUCCAUUCUGUAUAAUAAUAUAUAAGAGCGAAUUCUCAAAUAAGAAAUCCAUUACAUAUGUCUUAUUAAUCAAAAAAACUAUUGACAAUACUAAUAUUUAGUCAAUCAAAAAACACAAACGUAUUUACUUUUAUAUAUAUAUCAAGUAUGUUUUUUACAAUAUACAUAUUUGAAGUCGGAAACUGAUUCAAUCAGCUACUUGCAUUUCAAUUUCUUAAUUCCUGAAUACCCAUAUUAAUCUGAUACAGCUGGUAUCCUCAUCAUGAAAAAUCGGGUUCGGUUAUAGUGCAUAAUUAAGUGAUAAUUUGUUACUAAUUUAUUGCCUUAAGCCCGAAUUUAUUCCUGAAUCUUGUCUCACUCUUUGAUUUAUUUAUCAUUCGCAAUAGUAUAAUAUAUUUUUCUUAUAUUUUUCCGCUUUGCAAAUGAUAUAACUUUCUAUUAAUGCAAAAGAUCAAGAAAAUAAUACUGACAAUAUACAUAUAUUAUUUUGACAAUAUACUUAUAUUAUUAAAUUCAUUAUAUACAGACUGGCCCAUCGGAAACGAAACAGGAAUGUUUUUUCAUUUAAUCUUAUUUGUUCGAAAAACAUUUUGCUCGCCUGUAUAUAUAUAUAUACACACACACACACACACGCGCACACGCACACAUGCACACGCACACGCACACAUGCUCACGCACACAUGCACACGCACACGCACACACAAACAGUUGACCAAACGUUUUUCGAACAAAUAAGGUUAAAUGAAAAAAUCGUUUCGUUUUCGAUGGACCACUUUGCAUAUAUUGUUUCAUUUAUAUUUUAAAUUAAAAUAUUCUAUUAUCUUUGUGAAGUUAACGACUUCAGAAUUUCGAUAUAAUUAAUGAAGUUUUGGCCUCUUUUUCUCAAAAAGUUUGAGUUUGUAUAAUGUUUUAAAAAGAGUUCUGUCGAUUAAAUAUAAAAAAAUAAAAAUCUAGAGAUAUAUAGUAUCAAUAUUACGUUCUUGUAACAUGAAAAUUGACUAUAACUUUUUUAUUUUAAUAGGAAUCGAUUUGAGUCAUAUUACUUUUCUACAAAACUCUUUGCAUUAUUCAGAAUUUUAGAAAAAACAAAAAUUCAAAAUCAGUUCUGAAUAAAAAAAAUUUAAUCUGGGAAAGGAAAAAUUGCUACUCUUAGUUUCAAUUCUAUCUCAGUUUAAAGAAUAAAUGUUAGAAUUGGAAAAUUAUGGUGAAAUAGACACAUCUUCAAACUCCUUUUUACAUUUAAUUAAUAGAAUUCAAAUUUUUAAACAUCAGGAAUUUUAAAACUCUUUAAGGAAAAGCCCUCUAUUAAUGGCUAGCUUCACAGAGGUCAAUAUAUGUACAGAAAAAUCGAUAUACAAGAUGUCUGAAAUAAUGAGGUGUCUGAAAUAAUGAGGCAUCAUGUAUGUGAAAUGCAGUGUGUCAUUAUAAUGAUAAUAGAUGUAUUAUAUUUCCAUAUGUAAUA
Messenger RNA from Cataglyphis hispanica, 4362 nucleotides. It is a transcript of the gene Indy, whose product is annotated as protein I'm not dead yet. Gene Ontology annotation, cellular component: membrane. Gene Ontology annotation, biological process: citrate transport; monoatomic anion transmembrane transport. The coding region runs from base 285 to 2009 and encodes 574 amino acids. The record is from RefSeq and is a predicted model, not a curated record. Gene Ontology annotation, molecular function: citrate transmembrane transporter activity; succinate transmembrane transporter activity. Lineage: Eukaryota; Metazoa; Arthropoda; Insecta; Hymenoptera; Formicidae. The transcript has 10 exons.